GCAAACCGAUUGGAUGUGCAAAGUUUCGAUGCUGUCACACAUCGUUGUUCACAGUGAAAUUGAUUCGUUUUCGUGAUAAAAAGUGUCGUUGCUGUCAGAAUUGACAAAAACACAAACCAAAUAAUAAAUAAAAGUGGUUAUUCUUCAUUUGUUGAAAUCAAGUGAAAAAUAAAAAAAAACCAUAACCAACAUUUUUUUAAAUAAAUUGUUGGGUUUUUUUUCUCUCUCUCUCUGUCUAUCUCUCUCUCGCUAAAGCCAUAAAAUCGGUUUGCUCUAUUUUGUAUUGUGCGGCACACAACUUUGUUCUCAAAACAAACGGUUUUUGGGUGGUGUUGUUAAAAAAAUUUUCUCAGUCUUGUUCGUCGAGAGUUAACGAGUGGUCGAUUUUGUCAUAUUUGUAACUGUGUGUCUGCCACACCAAAAGAAUUUCGCGUUUCGGUGAAUAUACGGGAGAUAAAUUUAUUUUUCGGUGAUACUUUUUUUUAAAUCAAAACACAUCAAUAGUAAAGACAACCGAAUGUCGGAGAUUAAAAUGGAUGAACAAGCCCAAGAGAGAGAUGGAUUGGCGGAAAAAGAAAUAGAAUUGGAAGAGACCGAUGGAAUCUCGAAACCUUAUAAGGUUCGGAACGUAUCACGCGAUGAAUGUAAAGGUAUUUCUGCCAUAUCAUUGGAAGAUGUGAAAAAGAAGGCGGCCAAACGGUAUAAUCACUCGGAUUUACCCAAAAUUCAUUUGGAUGCAGACGGCACUGAGGUCGACGAUGAAGACUACUUUCAAACGCUUGAUGGAGACACUGAAUUGGUUGCCGUAUUCGAGGGCGAAAAAUGGAUUGAUCCAGCAAAAUACAUCGUUAAAACCAGCCGAAGCUCAGGCGAUAUGACGGAUAGUACGAUCCACGGCAGAUGUGUAAAUUUGCGGAAUAUCGUUCUACAAUUAAAAAAUGAUUUGACCAAUAUAUCGGUGUUGAGCGAUCCAGAGCUACAAAUGAUCACAAACAUGGACAAUGAAACGGAAGAGGACGAGGAAUUUGUCCAUCGUUUGAAAGAAGUAUCAACCAGAUUCUUACAAGAUAAACAAAUCGCUAAUGAUGCAAUUAGAGUGUUAAAAUUGAUUUCCACGGAUCAAGGUGUUAAAUUGGAAACGCAUGGAGCUGAAAACACAUCCGAUCAACAACAAGAAACCAACGAAUUGACCAUAAAUUUGGAUAGCAGCCAACAAACACUAACCGGUUCAGCUGUAAUUGAACAACAGUUCCGUUUGACGACUUCAAAUCCGCCAGACGAUGCAAUCGAACAAGUGCCCAUCGAACAACCAUCGACUUCAAUUAAUGUGAAAAAACCCACUUCGGAGGAUAUUUGAUAUAAGUUUAAGCAUUUCAUGCAUCGGAUGUGCUUCUGCAAUACCAUUCAUUCGCUAAAAACAUAAAUUUGCUGGAGUUUUGAUUUAUUCGUCAUUUCUUAUCACACCCGUGAAUUUUGGCAGCCCAUUGCAGCUCCGCAAUUCUCUUUUUAUUCAUUUUUUUUCUCACACUCUAUUUGGGGUAAGUGGUGAACGACUGAUCAAAGCACAAAACCACACAAAUACACUUUGCUCAGUCAACACAUAAAAUCCUUAUGAAUUUACUUGAAUCAAAAUAUAAUGUACAUAAAUAUCACAACUAAAUAUACACAGGAAAAAACUACGGUUUAUACCAAA
Messenger RNA from Contarinia nasturtii (swede midge), 1693 nucleotides. RefSeq names its product DNA fragmentation factor subunit alpha-like. The transcript has 4 exons. The record is from RefSeq and is a predicted model, not a curated record. The coding region runs from base 518 to 1357 and encodes 279 amino acids. Lineage: Eukaryota; Metazoa; Arthropoda; Insecta; Diptera; Cecidomyiidae. Gene Ontology annotation, biological process: regulation of apoptotic process; apoptotic process.